AGUGCUAGUGGGGGGAGGUGUGGCAUCAUGCUAAAACGGCGUGAAGACAGCACGUGGAGACAGGGACUGAAGAAGUUCUAUGGAGUCUCAGCUUCCAGGAAGUGGCAGCAACUGGCAACGGACAUAGAGUGUGUAGCUAAUGGUCUCAAACCAGCCUACCUGCUAGACGUUCUCUCGCCCAGUCCCCAUCUCUUCCGUUCCUUCCUGGACCACGUUCUGUGUGAGCAGCGGGGCAGUGAUCCUCAGAGAUCAGCAGUCGUCCAGAAAUGGCUGGUUGAACUGAGAGUGGUUUCUCUGGGAAGUGACGUGCUACUCAUAAACAAGACUGCCGUAGAGAAAUUGUUCCAGAGCUCUUGCGUGUAUGUAGACAUCAGUGAAACUGAAAACAGAACUAGAUCUGAGAAACCUGAUGCCCAUAUCAGAAUACACUCUUCAUCCGAUGUAGGGGAAGAGUGUAGGCACUGGUACUCCACAUUGAUGGCCACUGAGACAGCACAUGAACCGAGCAAGAGUAAUAACUCCGUGAUUCUGUUAACAGUGCCACUCGAUCCAGACCUGAAUGUGUGUACUCUGUUUGGCAGACUGCUGGGUUAUCCAGUGGUCUACUGGUUCCCGCCUUCCACUGACUACUGUCUAGACUAUGUGGACCUAGUGAGGCAUCAGGUGACUCUCUCCAGUGGCAGCCACAGCUUAGGAAAGGAUCACCAGCUCUACUCAUUCACUGUACCGCAUUGUGUGGAGUCGUGUACUAGUGACACUGUGGCUGCCUGGUUUCAGGGAUUGAGUGAAAAGGCAGUGAUGCUGGGAAUGAAACUGAAUAUGAGUCAGAGUGCUAUCUCCCUCCCCACUGUUGUCUUAUGAUCAUUGGCAAACAGUGUGUACAUCAUGUCUUACGAUUAAUUUUGCUUCUCUCCUUUAUGUUGAUAUAUAGCAUAUGGUUAUGUGAUGAGACACUAUAAUAAUUAUAAUCCUAUAAGAUUGUAUAAUUAUUAUGGCUACAGAA
Molecule: messenger RNA, 1003 nt
Organism: Geodia barretti
Lineage: Eukaryota; Metazoa; Porifera; Demospongiae; Tetractinellida; Geodiidae
Source: the annotation of a GenBank genome assembly